Messenger RNA from Mytilus californianus (California mussel), 1151 nucleotides. RefSeq lists its product as uncharacterized. Bases 17 to 1114 code for a protein of 365 amino acids. The record is from RefSeq and is a predicted model, not a curated record. Lineage: Eukaryota; Metazoa; Mollusca; Bivalvia; Mytilida; Mytilidae. The transcript is spliced from 6 exons.
UGAAAAAGAAGUUGAAAUGGGACUACUGAUUUUAAAUGUAUUUGUAGUAUUAACUACAGUACAUUUAAGUACAAUGUUUAAUUUGAGAACACCAGUGAUUACAUUAGAUGACACCAAUACAAAACUUUUGGAUUCAUUUCUGCGUAUACACAUUGAAUCACUAACACUACAACUCAUCAAUCGAACAAUUCUGGAGAAAGAGCAGUUGGAACACAAUUGUAUCCAACAAGUGAACAACACUAUAGAUAUUUGCAUAACGUGUAUGCAUACUUGUGAUUCAGCACAACCGCCACCAGUACAUUAUAUUCAAAGUGAGGCUCACUCAUCUGGGAAUGAACUAAAGGUGAUACUGAAGGGAAUCAUAAAAGAUCCUCUAGGAACUGCAAUCGACUUAGUAUUUGAUCUUGGAGUUGGUAAAAUUACUGAUGCCGUGCAACAUGGCGUUGAGCAUGUCGUACAUGAGCUUGGACAUGGGGCUGAACAUUUAGGUAAAGAGUUGGUUCAUGGGGUUCAACAUGUCGGCGAGGAGUUGGGGAAAGGAGUUGAGCAUUUGGCACAUGAGCUAUCACACGGUGCGGAACAUGUUGCACAUGAAAUAGGACAUGGAGUACAACAUCUCGGCCAUGAACUUGAUCAUCUGGGUCAUGGAGUUGAAAGUGUUAUACAUGAUUUAGGUCACGGUGUGGAACAUAUUGGUCAUGAAAUUGAACAUGGUGUUCAUCAUAUCGGUCAUGAAAUCUCGCAUAUAUUAGGAAAAAGACAAAGUUGUGGUGACAGAUGUCCUGCAUGUAAUAAUGUAAAAAGUAAAAAUCUAAAUGCAAUCAAAUCUAAAGUUUGCGGAAGUUCAUAUGUAAACAGGAUAUCAACUUUAGAUGCACUAGAACCAAAAAUUAGAAUAGUUGCUGCAGCAUUAAAGAACAGAAUUAUCCAAAAAGUCGAGUAUGACCCAACAUCGCUUGAUCCUGCUACAGUUCAAUUCAGGAAUGUCUACGUAACAGCAUUCAUGAAAGGUUCCUUAACUCGCUUCAAAACAAAAGCACCAUACCAGAUGAUGCACAUGGAAGAUACAGCUUCACACUGGGCAUCGGAAGCAUUGACUAUGUUUAUUGAUUAAAAUAAUAUUAUAUGAAUAAAAGAAUCAAUUACAAUUA